UAAUAUUAACCGUUUCAAAUUUUCCAAUUCUUUUAUGUAGAUAUUAGUGUUGCAUCGGAACUCAGAACUGAAGAGACCUAGUACCAUAGAUAAAAUACUAAUUGAAUUUACUAUACUCGGAACUAAUGUACAUUGUCGACCUGUGAAAGCUCCAUCUUUCACCGGGAAAAUAUUGAUUUAAGUUUGUUGGGUGAUUAAUUUCACGAUUAAAAUGUUUUUUAAAAUUGCAUUCUUGAGUAUUUUUAAUGUUUAUUUAACAAGCGCUGCCCUUUUCCUAUGGAGUACUCAUGAACUUAACAUAUCCUCCUUACAAGAAUUUUCCACAAAAGAAUUUGCUGAUAUUGUACAAAAAUUGAAAAUUCCAGAUGUAUUUGUUUUCCAGAGUCCAAAUUAUUUGUCUGGUAAUAUAAAGUCUGCGAUGAAAGGAUUUUAUUCGAUCUAUAGUCCAAACGGAGUUUUGGAGUAUGAUAACAUAAUUGAACUUACUGGAAACUCUGAAGAAGAUUACAAUAUCAUUGAACAAAAUGUACAAAAUUCUACUAAUUUCAUAUCAGUCAUUAUAAUUCCUAACUAUGAACUGACUCGUUCAAAACGACAACUUGAUACCACUGAUACUAAUACAGAUCAAACUACUAAAGAUAUUCCUACAGGUCCAGUAAUUUAUAAGACAGUCAAUGUCAUUAAAAACGAUAUUUAUGCAUUACUAUAUUCUUCUAAACCUUUACUGUUCAAAAAGGAUGAUUCAGAAAUAUAUUUAGGGAAUGUAGCUGAUGAUAUGAUUAUUUACGAUACACGAUUAAAUAUUAAUAUUCCUCGAAGUAGCAGAGGAAAGAUUACAUUAAGAUUUAGCUUUUCUUGGCAAAAUGGAUACUGGUACAUGCCGUCUGUGAAGAUUACCGAUACACAAAGUAAUGGAGAUUAUAAUUUGUCUGCAGUUGAAAAUAUUUUUGCUCCAAAGUCUUUUUCUUAUCAUUGCAAUGGUGAAACAGUAUUCAGAGAUAAUUCAGGUGUGGAAUUACGUUUGUAUGACUUACAAGUUCAGAUAGAUUCGAAAAAUGGAAAAUUUGGAGAUGUAAAUGAUUGUGUCCCAUUCAUUACAGUACCCAUUUGGUCUGGACUAUUCAUUUCAUUUAUAUUAGGAAUUGGUUUGGUAAUAGCUUUGACGGCUAUUAUGGAUAUCAAAACAAUGGAUAAAUUUGACAAUUACAAAACUAAGAAUUUGGUUAUUACAGCAUCCGAUUAAAAUAUUGUUUUGUCAAUUUUUUCAUGUAGCUUAUCUUUCAGCUCUGUCCUAUUGAAGCAUGUCAUGUGGAUGUUAUACCUAUCGUGAUUCUUUUGUCUGUGAUUUUAUUUUAAGUGUAACAAAAAAGAAAUAUAAUAAAAUUCACAUUCUAUCUAAAUGUU
This is a messenger RNA of Diorhabda carinulata, 1404 nucleotides long. Its product is annotated as V-type proton ATPase subunit S1-like. The coding region runs from base 212 to 1243 and encodes 343 amino acids. NCBI's taxonomy places the organism in Eukaryota, Metazoa, Arthropoda, Insecta, Coleoptera, Chrysomelidae. Gene Ontology annotation, cellular component: proton-transporting V-type ATPase complex. The record is from RefSeq and is a predicted model, not a curated record. The transcript is spliced from 2 exons.